Durusdinium trenchii is the source of this 6222-nucleotide messenger RNA. The record is from the annotation of a GenBank genome assembly. NCBI's taxonomy places the organism in Eukaryota, Dinophyceae, Suessiales, Symbiodiniaceae.
AUGAAUGCAAAACUAUGCAAAAGACCAGAAGAUGUGACGCCUGGAUCACAGUGCAAGGUGAUUGACCACAGCGAGGACCAACAUGGUUGCUACAAGACAGCAGCUAUCCUUGGCAAGGACUUGUGGAUCAGCUCCACUUGCGAAGCGAAAAAUGGCGUGAGGUGUAUGGGGUUGGCGGUUGGAGGCAAGCUUGCAGAGGAGAAGAACUUGAGGAUCCCCAUCAUUGUGGAUCUUGUGGGCACCCCAGUGAUAAAAGGAAAGAAGCCCAUGCAGGAUGACUCACUAGCGGCGGUCGCGGCCGCCAUCGCCAUCCAGGGGUUUCCGAGCGCUGAGCUUCGAGAGGUGGCAGAUGGCAGAGAGGCACGCUUUUCCCAGCGCCGGGCAACCUCCACCGGCGCUUAUCGCCUCACGCCAACUGCUGCGUGGGCCACCUGCUUCCUGGUGGGCACAGGCCGCACUUCGAUCCGACGUUUCAGAAGAGCUUGGAGGGCGGUGAGAGGCGCUGCGUCGACGUCGACUUCCGUGUAUCCUGCGGAGUCCGUCGUGGGCGAAAAGGACGCCUGUGGCGUAGGCAUGAUUGCCAACAUGGACAAGCCAGCAAGCCACGAACUUUUAGAAGUCGCUCUUCGCGCGCUGUCGUGCAUGGAGCACCGGGGCGCUUGCAGCGGCGGCAUGGAUAGCAACAUCCUGCUCUGUGGUGGCGACGACAGCGGCGAUGGAGCGGGAGUGAUGACUCAGAUCCCGUGGGAGCUCUUCGCGGCAGAUGUGAAUCUGCCAGACGACAAGAGCACUUGUGCUGUUGGUAUGCUCUUCCUGUCCAAGGACCGCGACGUGCGGAUUGAUGCCAAGAUGAAGUUGGAGACUUCUCUUCUGCAGGAAGGCUUCGAAAUCCUCGGCUAUCGCAUCGUUUCAGUGGAUUCGACCGUGCUGGGCCCGCGCUCAAAGCAAACGGAGCCCUGGAUGGAACAGAUCUUUGUGUCGCACGUUGAAGCAAAAGGUUCUGAAAUGGAAAAUCUACUGUACAUCGCACGAAAACGCGUGGAAGAUACCCUCUCCUAUGAUGAGCUGUAUGUGGCCUCAUUGUCACCAAAGACGAUUGUGUACAAGGGCAUGCUGAACUCUUCGGCCAUGGUGCGCUACUACAAGGAUCUCAGAGAUCCGCGCUUCAAGGUCCAGUAUGCGCUGUGGCAUCGACGCUUCAGCACCAACACGAUGCCCCGCUGGCCUUUGGCGCAGCCCUUCCGUUACUUGGGCCACAACGGAGAGAUCAACACCAUCCAAGGCAACUACAAUUGGACCCGGGCGCGCUCGGGCUCCUUCGAACAUCCCAACUUCGGCUAUCGCAUGCGCGAGGUGCUGCCUCCCUGCCGCGCCGAGAACAGUGACUCCGGAAAUAUGGACUGUUACUUGGAAUUGAUGCUUCGGUGCAACCGAGAGCUGCCUGAAGCUUUGAUGAUGAUGAUCCCAGAAGCCUACAAGGACAACGACUCCGGUGAUAUUAAAGACUUCUACGAGUAUUGGGGCGCUCUGCAGGAGGCCUGGGAUGGUCCCGCAUUGGUGGCCUUCUGCGACGGUGAGUACAUGGGUGCAACCUUAGACCGAAACGGCCUUCGCCCUGCUCGCUACUUUCAGUUGCACGAUGGCACCUGUGUGGUGAGCUCCGAAACUGGCAUAUUGGAGAAGAACCUUUUUCCACCAGACAUGUUCAAAUCCAAAGGGCGCUUGGGCCCGGGAAAGAUGGUCGCCAUCGAUCUGCACACAGGUGAGCUGAUCGAGAAUGAGGCGGUGAAGCAAAAGAUGGCCUCCAAGAAGCCUUAUGGUGAUUGGAACAAGGUCUUCAGGGAAGAGAUGGACUUGGAGCCCUUCUUGUCCAAAGAUCAUGAUUUAGUGGUGCCCAAGGCCAUGGAAGACAACUUGAUGACCUUGCUUUUCGACAUGGGCUACACGAUCGAGGAUGUAGAGAUGGUGGUGGAGUCCAUGGCACAGACGGGCAGAGAGCCCACCUUCUGUAUGGGCAAUGACAAGCCCUUGGCGGUGCUUUCGGACCGCGCUCAUGUGCUCUACGACUAUUUCACCCAGCGAUUCGCCCAGGUGACCAAUCCGGCCAUCGACCCUUAUCGGGAAUCUCUGGUGAUGUCCAUCAACGUUUAUCUGGGCCGGCAAGGCAACUUGAUGGCUGAGAGCCCGACCUACUUUCAGAACAAGGCCAACAAUCGAUUAGUCAAGAUCGACUCGCCGUUUCUGAAUGAGAGGCAGCUUUAUGCCAUCAAAAACAGUGGCCUUCUGACCGUCCAGCUGAGCACGCGCUAUGACCACAGCAAAGGUCCAGGUGCAUUAGAAAAAGCCGUCUCAGACAUUUGCUACGAGGCCUCCAACGCCAUCCGCAACGGGGCGGAGCUCAUCAUCAUCUCCGAUGUGCCGCGGAACUCAGAUUUCUUGAGCAACUUCGAUGUGGAAGAUCCUGAUCCUGACAUCGGCCUGGAGCGUUCCGUCUUAGCGAUUCCACCACUCUUGGCGGUGGGUGCCAUCCAUCACUACCUCAUCCAGCAGGGCUUGAGGACUCAAGCUUCUUUGGUGGUGAGUACCGGCCAGUGCUGGAGCACUCAUCACUUCGCCUGCCUCAUCGGCUACGGCGCCAGUGCCGUGUGCCCCUACCUGGCGCUGGCGCACAUCCGCAAGUGGCAUGCCACUGACAAGGGUGCUGCCAAGGCAGAUGGGCAGACGGUGGAGGAGGUGCAGCGGAACUACAAGGAUGCCGUGAAUGCUGGGCUGAAGAAGAUCAUGUCCAAGAUGGGCAUCACAGUCUUGGAGUCCUAUCGAGGGGCGCAGAUUUUCCAAUGCAUUGGCUUGGACAAGAAGGUCAUCGAUCGUGCAUUCUGCGGAACACCUUCCACCUGCGAGGCCUUGAGCUUCACCGACAUCGCCAACGAGUCGAUGAUGUUCCACCGGAGGGCCUUCCCCGAGCUGGAGGAUUCCAAGGAGAAGGCGGAAAAAUUGGAGUUCGCCGGCUGGUACAAGUAUAUCAAGGCCAAGGGCGAGUUCCAUAUGAACAACCCCGAGAUGUCCCGUGCUUUGCACAAAGCUGUACGCAACAAUGAGCCCUUGCAAUACGAGGAGUAUCGGCGUCAGAUCAUGGACGGGCGACCGAUCACGGCCAUCCGAGAUCUCCUGGAGUUCGCCUCAGACCGGCAACCCGUGCCGCUCUCGGAAGUGGAGGACGCGGUGUCCAUUUGCAGCCGCUUCGUCACCGGCGGCAUGUCCUUGGGCGCCCUGUCCAGAGAAGCCCAUGAAGUGAUCGCUGUCGGCAUGAACCGCAUUGGAGGGAUGAGCAACAGCGGCGAAGGUGGAGAAGAUCCUCUUCGUUACCAUCCCAUCAAGGAUGUGGACGAGGAAGGGCACUCGGCAUCUUUUCCACACUUGCAGGGCUUGCGCAACGGGGACUCUGCGGCCUCGGCGACCAAGCAGGUGGCCUCGGGACGUUUUGGCGUCACGGCCGCCUACCUCAGAAGUGCCAAACAGUUGGAGAUCAAGAUUGCGCAAGGUGCUAAGCCUGGCGAGGGUGGGCAAUUGCCAGGUGCCAAGGUGGAUGACUACAUUGCCCGUUUGCGCAACAGCGUGCCAGGUGUGGAGCUCAUCUCACCACCACCCCAUCAUGACAUCUACUCCAUCGAGGACCUGGCGCAGCUGAUUUUCGACUUGCAUCAGGUGAGUCCGGAGGCCAAGGUCUCGGUCAAGCUGGUGGCCAGCGCCGGCAUCGGCACCAUUGCCGCCGGCGUGGCCAAGGCGAAUGCCGACGUGAUUCAAAUCUCUGGGCAUGAUGGUGGCACUGGGGCCUCGCCCUUGAGCAGCAUUAUGCAUGCUGGUAGCCCCUGGGAACAAGGCCUUUGCGAGGUUCAAGAGGUCUUGGUGGAGAACAGCCUUCGAGAGCGGGUCACCUUGAGAGUGGAUGGUGGCAUCAAGACUGGCUGGGACAUCGUGGUAGCAGCCAUGAUGGGUGCAGAAGAGUACGGCUUUGGCAGCGUGGCCAUGAUCGCAGAGGGCUGCAUCAUGGCGAGGGUUUGCCACAUGAACCGCUGUCCGGUGGGUGUGGCGACACAGCGGGAGGAUCUCAGAAAGAAGUUUCCCGGCACGCCCGACCACAUCGCAAACUUCAUGCUUUUCGUUGCUGAAGAGGUGCGCACAAUCAUCGCAGCCCUGGGCUACCGUUCUCUGGCCAAGAUCAUCGGCCGCGCCGACCUCUUGCGCCCCCGUGUGGAGGGCUCGGUGCGCACCAGCGUGCCGCAGCCAGCGGUGGCAGCGGUGGCCUCGCAACCGCCUAAGACGCGGAAACCCAAGAAGCUGUCGAAGACCGCAGCCGUGGAUCUCUCGAGUUUCUACGCGGAGGAAAGGCCCAAUGAAGAGCACCGGCUCAGCUGGGUCGACGUGAAGAGAAGCAGCGCAGCACAUAGCAAUGGGCCAGUGCUGGACGAUGACAUUCUGGAAGUUUCCAAAGUGGCCAAGGUCAUUGAAGAGAACAGUGGCAAAGUGGAGAUGUCGAUGGACAUCCAGAACACUAACAGAGCCUUAGGCGGACGCAUAGCAGGCACGAUCGCGUCCAAGUAUGGUGACCACGGGUUUAAGGGUGAGAUCCACUUGAACUUCACCGGCUCGGCCGGUCAGUCCUUCGGCGCUUGGAACACCAGUGGUGUGCUCCUUCAGGUCACAGGGGACUGCAACGACUAUGUGGGGAAGGGCAUGAAUGGCGGGACCAUCGUGGCCAUUGCGCCACCCGAGAGCUCCUUCCCCUCACAGGAGAACGUCAUCGCUGGCAACACAUGCCUCUACGGCGCUACCGGGGGUGAGGUCUUCUUCAACGGCCGCGUGGGGGAGCGCUUCGGAGUGCGCAACGCUGGAUGCCGCGCCGUGAUCGAAGGCGCUGGAGAUCAUUUGGGAGAGUAUAUGACCAAUGGUGUCAUUGUGGCCUUGGGCCGUGUUGGCCGGAACGUCGCAGCGGGCAUGAGCGGUGGGCUGCUCUACAUCUACGAGGGGGAGCGGAUGGACCUGAACGCGGACAACGCGCGGAACGUCUUUCGUGUCACCUCCGAAGCUGGAGAGAAGCAGCUCAAGGAGCUCGUCGAGAAACAUCAUGAACUGACUGGCAGUAAGCGAGCGGCUGAGAUCUUGGAGGAUGUGAAGGCGGCACAUCGACUCCGAGAAAGCUACGCGCCGCCGCGGCAAUCCAACUUCCGCGUCAGCGCGGUGUUGCGCUUCACGCGCGCCGACGGCAGCGGGGGGACCCUGGAGGCUGUGAACGCCGAACCUCACGAUGCCAACAUCCGUGGUGCGAUUUGCGCCGAACGCGCGGCCAUGUGCCUCUUUCAGAAGACCGAGGGCAACGGCGCGGAGAUCCGUCGCGUCGUGUGCGCGACGGACUGCAAGGAUCCCAUCUACCCGGGCCCUCUUUGCCGGGAAUUCUUGACCUCCAGCUGCGGACCAGAGGUUGAGAUCGUGGCCACCGGCUCCGACGGAAAUUGGGUCGUGCAACCCUUGAGGGAGCUCUUCCGGAUGCCAUCGCCGUACCGCGGCCUGGCACAGCAGGAGGCCAAAGCCAAGGCCUCGGCCUUGGGUGGCCAGGUGAAGCCGCCGGAGGACGCGCUGGCCGCAAAGGUCUACCAGGCAGCUUUCGCUUUGGCACGAAAGCAAGAGCCUCAGACGGUAGUUUAUCCCAUCACCUUCGCUGCCGCCGUGGGCUUCGAGGACGGCGAGGUCGCCUUUGCCGCGGAGCUGAAGGGCAUCGAGUACGGCUGCACUGUGGAUGCAGCCUCCCUUCUCAUCCCCGAGCUUCAGCGGCGUCGUGGACACUCUGACACCUCGCGGGCGAGGGUGCUCAUGCAGGUGGACAACUUUGGAGUGGCACACGCACCUUUUUCUGGAGCGCGGAGUUUGCUCGUCGAGCACGGCUUUGGCGACGUGCUCGUGACGGCGCAUGGCCACUGGAGCUCGGAGGGAAUGUGGCGGGAGGGUGGCGGGGUGCCGAAGGACUGGGACGACGCGAAGGCGCGCUUCUGGCAGGUGGCUCCCGUGUCGAUGCAAGGCAGCGAGUUGGUGGCAGUGCCUGAGGCCUCGGUGGAUCAAACGACCGCCGCCGUGGCCAUGGCCGCGGGGAGGCCCGCGCGGCGCCGGGCCGUGCCCGGGCGUGGGCCGCCGCGGGCCGGACCCGGCUCCACUGGUCCCAGUCGAUGA